AUGGCCGCUCUAGCCAACCAGGGCCCGAGGCUCUCCGAGCUGUCCAAUGGGCUGCCCAGGGACUGCCAAGAGCUGUAUCAAGAGGGAGAGCGGCAAAGUGGACUGUUCCAGAUCCAGCCCCAGGGGUCCCCACCCUUCCUGGUUAACUGCAAGAUGACCUCAGAUGGAGGCUGGACUGUAAUUCAGAGGCGCCAGGAUGGCUCCGUGGACUUUAACCAGCCCUGGGAAGCUUACAAGGCUGGCUUCGGAGACCCCCAAGGUGAGUUCUGGCUGGGCCUGGAGAAGGUUCACCGCAUCACGGGGGACCGCGGCAGCCGCCUGGCUGUGCAGUUGCAGGACUGGGAGGGCAAUGCUGAGUCUCUGCAGUUCCCCGUCUAUCUGGGUGGUGAGGACACAGCCUACAGCCUGCAGCUCACAGCUCCCGUGGCCAGUGAACUGGGUGCUACCACUGUGGCACCCAAUGGCCUCUCCCUGCCCUUCUCCACUUGGGAUCAAGACCACGACCUCCGUGGGGACAAGAACUGUGCCAAGAGCCUCUCCGGUGGCUGGUGGUUUGGCACCUGUGGCCAUUCCAACCUUAAUGGACAGUACUUCCGUUCCAUCCCACACCAGCGGCAGCAGCGUAAGAAGGGCAUCUUCUGGAAGACUUGGAGGGGCCGCUACUACCCGCUGCAGGCCACCACAAUGCUGAUCCAGCCGACAGCGGCUGAAGCAGCCUCCUAG
Molecule: messenger RNA, 723 nt
Organism: Puma concolor (puma)
Lineage: Eukaryota; Metazoa; Chordata; Mammalia; Carnivora; Felidae
Source: RefSeq, a predicted model, not a curated record